AUGUCAGAAACUUCAGCUUGUCCACUAAACGAUUUUUUUGAUAUAGAUGAAGAAAAUAAUUUAGAUGAAAUAAAAAAAGAAGAAAAAGACGUAUUUAGUGGAAACUUUUUAUCUUAUAUAUAUAAUCAAUUUGAAUUUUGUUGUAUAAAUUUUUUUGAUGAAUUAAAGAAAAAGGAUAAACGAAAAAAUAUAACAUUAAAAAAAAAUUAUUCAGGUGGCUAUAGUAAAAAUGAUAAUGAUCAAUAUUAUUAUAAUGUGUUCGAUAAAAUUCUUAAAAAAGAUGUAGAUACUAUUAAGGAGGUUUCUCUUCACUCCAUCUAUUUUAACCCCCACGCAGACUGGUGUGAAUGCGCACACGAAUUUAACCUAGAACUAAACCAUGAGGAAGCCGAAUUUUGUAUUUUCAACUUCUUCUUAAAAAUGUACAGAUAUGAAGAAAGAAAUAAAGAUUUACUACUUUCCAUACUUUUGGAAUGUUUAUAUUGUAAGAAAGAUAUGAAAAAAGCAUUUCAUAUACAAAAAGAAAAUUUAAAAUUUUUAAAAGAAAUAAAAAAUAUAGAGACAAGUAAUUUUAAAGAAUCUUUAAAUGAAUUAAUUAAUAUUAUUGAGAAUACAAAUUUUAUACAAUUUAAUACGAAUGAAAAAAAAGAUAUGCAAAAAUAUUAUUUCAAAUUAUAUAUCAUAAUAAAAAUUAAAUAUCCAUAUGGUAUAUACAUAUUUAAUUGUGAUGAUGUAUAUGAUAUAGUUGUAAUCGAUUGUAAUACCUUUAUGCAGAAUAAACCAAAAAUAAUGAGUUUUCUUUCUCUUCGAAAAUUUAUUUCAUUUCUUAAUAAUAUAUAUUCAAUUAAUAUUAAUGAGGAAAAUAUACAUGAUUCGUUUCCUAUAAUUGUCUACGAAUCAAAAGAAUGUUAUCAUUUAUCUCAUAGUCAUUUACCUCUUAAUUUGACUGUAUGUACACCGAAGGAAAAAAAAAAGAAUUCCGUAAAAAAUCAUUUGAACCAGUUAGGAAAUGAAAAUGGAAAUAAGGACUGA
Plasmodium reichenowi is the source of this 1032-nucleotide messenger RNA. RefSeq lists its product as hypothetical. The transcript has 2 exons. Bases 1 to 1032 code for a protein of 343 amino acids. NCBI's taxonomy places the organism in Eukaryota, Apicomplexa, Aconoidasida, Haemosporida, Plasmodiidae. The record is from RefSeq and is a predicted model, not a curated record.